AAGCCAAACACAAAACCUUGAGCAAACCUCAACAAAAACCGCACUCUCUUCCUAUUCUCGGUCUCGGAACUCCUUAUCCUCCUUCAUGGCAAGAAUGUUGGCAAACCCUGCAACACUUACCCGCAAUUCCUCAAUCUUCGGUCGCUUCUUCAGCUCAACUUGUAGACCUGUUCGGGGCUAUGUUCUACCGACUCGAAUUCCCGCAAAAACCUUACAUAUAACUGGUUUUACGGCCUGUUCUUCGUGCUCGUCUUAUUUGCAUCCUCUUAAUUUUGGUUAUGGAGCUGGUUUCAGGAAUUUGAGUCAUUCCAACACGGAAUUUGGGCAACUGGGUUUCGAUCGUUUUCGAGUUUUGGCCGCUUCGGAGGGUGGGUCGGGAAAAGGUGGUGGAAAUGGUGGCUAUGGUGAUGGAAAUUCCGGUAGUGGCGGUGGUGGCGGUGAUGGUGCUGCUGGUGGUGAUGGUGCUGCUGGUGGAAAUAACUGGUCUUUCCUCUCUUGGUAUAUGGCCAUGCUUGCAAAGUUUCCUGUUCUGACGAAAGCUAUAACAUCUGCACUUCUGACUUUGAUGGGAGACGUAAUAUGUCAGCUUGUGAUUGAGCAAGUGCCAUCGCUAGACUUGAAAAGAACAUUCGUGUUUACAUUUUUGGGCCUGGUGCUAGUGGGACCAACAUUGCACUUCUGGUACUUGUAUUUGAGUAAAUUGGUGACAAUGCCCGGAGCAUCAGGAGCAUUCUUGCGCCUCAUUCUUGAUCAGUUUCUCUUUUCUCCAUCAUUCAUUGGAUUUUUCUUAGCCACGUUGGUAACACUUGAGGGAAGGCCAUCAGAAGUCAUACCCAGGCUUAAACAGGAAUGGUUUCCUUCUGUUAUUGCAAAUUGGAAGCUGUGGAUACCUUUCCAGUUUCUGAACUUCCUAUUCGUCCCACAGCAAUUUCAGGUCCUUGGUGCCAAUUUUAUCGCUAUAAUUUGGAAUGUGAUUCUCUCAUUCAAAGCUCACAAAGAGGUUCUACCAAAAUAGGUUGAUGCCGUCAGCUCAAUUUUGGUCCGGCCCAUAUAGAUGAGCACAGAACUGUUUCAAUUUUGGUCCGGCCCAUAUAGAUGAGCCCAGAAUUGUUUCAAUUUUUGUCCGGCCCAUGUAGAUGAGCCCGGAACUGUUUCAAUCUGGGCAUGGCCCAUAUUGAUGAGCCCAGAACUGUUUAUGACUAAUUGACUAUGAUCUGUUGAAUUAAUAUUGAAAUAGUUUCUUCUUCGUUUCCAUGUCAAA
This is a messenger RNA of Tripterygium wilfordii, 1261 nucleotides long. Its product is annotated as protein sym-1. Bases 86 to 1015 code for a protein of 309 amino acids. Gene Ontology annotation, cellular component: cytoplasm; membrane. NCBI's taxonomy places the organism in Eukaryota, Viridiplantae, Streptophyta, Magnoliopsida, Celastrales, Celastraceae. The transcript is spliced from 8 exons. The record is from RefSeq and is a predicted model, not a curated record.